AUGGAACACCCAGUAGAUUCAGCACGAGAUGGAGCAGAUUCAGAACCAGAUGGAACACCUGUAGAUUCAGAUGGAACACCAGUAGAUUCAGCACCAGAUGGAGCAGAUUCAGAACCAGAUGGAACUGGUGAAGUUUCGGAACCAGAUGGAGCAGAUUCAGAACCAGAUGGAACUGGAGCAGAUUCAGAACCGGAUGGAGCACCAGUGGAUUCAGAUGGAACACCAGUAGAUUCAGCACCAGAUGGAGCAGAUUCAGAACCAGAUGGAACUGGAGCAGAUUCAGAACCGGAUGGAGCACCAGUGGAUUCAGAUGGAACACCAGUAGAUUCAGCACCAGAUGGAGCAGAUUCAGAACCAGAUGGAACUGGAGCAGAUUCAGAACCGGAUGGAGCACCAGUGGAUUCAGAUGGAACACCAGUAGAUUCAGCACCAGAUGGAGCAGAUUCAGAACCAGAUGGGACACCGGUAGAUUCAGAUGGAACACCAGUAGAUUCAGCACCAGAUGGAGCAGUUUCGGAACCAGAUGGGACACCAGUAGAUUCAGAGCUAGAUGGAGCACCGGUAGAUUCUACACUUGUUUCAGUUGAUGGAAUUGGACAGUAG
Messenger RNA from Candida tropicalis MYA-3404, 603 nucleotides. RefSeq lists its product as uncharacterized. The coding region runs from base 1 to 603 and encodes 200 amino acids. Lineage: Eukaryota; Fungi; Ascomycota; Pichiomycetes; Serinales; Debaryomycetaceae. The transcript has a single exon. The record is from RefSeq and is a predicted model, not a curated record.